This is a messenger RNA of Theobroma cacao (cacao), 1146 nucleotides long. It is a transcript of the gene MENG, whose product is annotated as S-adenosyl-L-methionine-dependent methyltransferases superfamily protein. Gene Ontology annotation, biological process: phylloquinone biosynthetic process. NCBI's taxonomy places the organism in Eukaryota, Viridiplantae, Streptophyta, Magnoliopsida, Malvales, Malvaceae. Gene Ontology annotation, molecular function: 2-phytyl-1,4-naphthoquinone methyltransferase activity. The record is from RefSeq and is a predicted model, not a curated record.
GUCUGUUUUAAAGAUAAAAACUUGACUGUAGACAGAAACACAAUCUCGGGCUAGGUUCUAGGUGUCGGCCGGCUUCAACUGAAGCCCAAACAUAGUAAUGGGGGCUGGUUUUGUCAUUUUCCGGUGUUUAUCAGAAUAGAAAGUAGAAAGGAUACACAUCACAACUCCGAACAAAGAAAAUGGCUUCUCUCCGAUUCUCGGCUCCGCACCUACCUGGUUCCCGGUUCAAGCGCCGUCUGGUUCGCUGCGCUGGCGAGCGCCAGGAGCUUUUUAACCGCAUUGCUCCUGUUUACGACAACUUAAAUGAUUUGCUGAGUUUCGGUCAGCAUCGAAUAUGGAAACGCAUGGCCGUAUCCUGGAGUGGGGCAAAACCGGGUGAUUCAGUGUUGGAUUUGUGCUGUGGAAGUGGGGAUUUAACGUUCCUCAUGUCCGAGAAAGUUGGUUGUUACGGCAAAGUAACGGGCCUUGAUUUCUCCAAGAAGCAACUAUCAAUUGCUAUAUCACGGCAAUACGUGCUUUCAAAGGCUUGCUACAAUAACAUUGAAUGGGUUGAAGGUGAUGCACUUGAUUUGCCGUUUUCUAAUGGUAUCUUUGAUGCUAUGACUAUGGGUUAUGGGCUACGUAAUGUGGUUGAUAUACGUAAAGCUCUGCAGGAGAUGUUUCGAGUUUUAAAGCCAGGCUCAAGGGUAUCAAUCCUCGACUUUAAUAAAAGCACGCAGCCAUUUACUGCCUUGUUUCAGGAAUGGAUGAUUGACAAUGUAGUAGUUCCAACAGCAACAGUUUAUGGCCUUGCCAAGGAGUACAAGUAUUUGAAAGCUUCAAUCAAUGAAUUUUUAACAGGGAAGGAAUUGGAGAAACUCGCUUUAGAAACAGGGUUUUCUAAUGCCAGACAUUAUGAGAUCGGUGGAGGCCUCAUGGGGAACUUAGUAGCCACACGUUAAAUGAAAUUCAGGCUUUAUCUUUUCUUGCAAUGUUUGAAUUUUUUCUGUUGGUGAAGAAGCAUUCUGUUCUCUGAAUUUCCAAACAUUUCUAAAUGCCGACCAUAUAUGCUGGGGCUUUAGUAUGGAUUCUCCAUAAAGGUUGCUAAACUGAACAGCGGUGUGAUUGACAAAUCAAUAAUAGUUAAUAAUGCUUUAGUUUGCAUCA